This is a messenger RNA of Cylas formicarius (sweet potato weevil), 2127 nucleotides long. Its product is annotated as peptide transporter family 1-like. Gene Ontology annotation, cellular component: membrane. The record is from RefSeq and is a predicted model, not a curated record. The transcript has 15 exons. Gene Ontology annotation, biological process: oligopeptide transport; transmembrane transport. Gene Ontology annotation, molecular function: dipeptide transmembrane transporter activity. Bases 1 to 2127 code for a protein of 708 amino acids. NCBI's taxonomy places the organism in Eukaryota, Metazoa, Arthropoda, Insecta, Coleoptera, Brentidae.
AUGUACCUGGAUUCUUCGUAUCCCACUGCGGUAAUUUGUAUUAUAGCUACCGAAUUCUGCGAAAGAUUCUCCUUUUGCGGAUUGAGGACGAUUUUGUCGCUAUAUUUGAGAAAUAUCCUUUUGUUUUCCGAAAACGCCUCCACCGUUAUCUACCACGUUUUCAAUAUGGUGUGUUAUUUAGUGCCCAUAGUGGGAGCGAUAUGCGCAGACAGCUACUUCGGCAGAUACAGGACAAUCCGCAAUUUCUCGCUGAUAUAUUUGAUAGGAAAUGUGCUCAUGUGCGUCGCAGUAGUUCCUGUUUUGGAUCACAACCCAAUAUUAAUGUCAAGCAUGGCCCUCCUACUGGUAGCGGUAGGAACCGGAGGCCUGAAACCGUGCGUUGCCGCCUUUGGAGCAGAGCAAUUUCAUUUGCCCGACCAGUUUGACCUCUUGCGAGAUUUCUUUUCGAUAUUUUACUUCACCAUCAACCUCGGGGGAUUCGCGGGCAUGGUGAUUACCCCUAUAUUGAGAGAGUCCGUCACCUGUUUCGGUGACGACAGCUGUUAUCCCCUCGGAUUUGGAUUUCCAAUGGCCCUGAUGGUACUCGCGAUACUAUUCUUCGUCCUGGGAAAAAAGUUCUACAAAGUUAAAACGCCGAAACGAAACAUCAUAUUAGAAUUCUUGAACUGUUCCGUGUAUGCUCUAGCGCAAAGGGUAAAGGAAUCCGAGUUGAGGCACGAACAUUGGCUCGACUAUGCCAGACGGAAGUUUGACAUCAAACUUAUCGCGGAUAUGAAGGCGGUCUUCUCAAUUUUACUAUUGUACACACCCCUGCCGAUAUUUUGGUCCCUUUUCGAUCAGCAAGGUUCGAGAUGGACUUUUCAGGCAUCGCAUAUGGACGGCAACAUAUUGGGGAUGCAGAUAAUACCCGAUCAAAUGCAAGUGAUCAAUCCGGCCAUGGUGUUGGUGCUAAUUCCAAUUUUCGACAAAGUUUUUUACCCGGGAUGCGACAAAAUAAACGUCCUUCAAAAUUCUCUGCACCGGAUGGCCAUAGGAGGAUUAUUCGCCGGAUUAGCUUUCAUCGCAGCCGGCAUUUUGGAACUAGUGCUGGAAACCACAUACCCAGAGAUGCCAGUACGCAAUCACGGCUCCUUAAACGUCAUCAAUACCCUGCCUUGCAGCCUGAGCAUCACCAAUCCGUUUAACCGACUGCAGGUGGUAGAUAAAGGCGAAAUAUUCCGAUUUAAAAAUAUGCCCUGUCACAAUCGCACGGAAUACGGAUUGAUGGUGGAAGCGCCGCUGCGUUGCGGUUUGAUUAAUUUUAAGCGGGAAGUUUUUAAACUUUCCGCUGUUUUCGUAGAAUACCAGGUAGACACAGUUCUAAUAGGCAUAAACAGUGAAGAUGAAAUCCAAGGGUAUGUUACCGACCCAAUAGACUUUAAAAAAUCAAUCAGCGGAGCCCCGAGAAUAAGGAUCGAUUUUAUAAAGACGUCAAAGUUGCUGAGUAAUUUAUCUGUUACGUUUCAAAGUACAACGGGGUUGCAAGAUAGCUAUUUCCUGAGUCACACAGAUGAUGAGGUUCUAAUAGGUUCGCCGUACAUUGAAAUUCCACAGGGAGUUUACGAAUGUAGAAUCGCAAGCGCGGAAAAGACUCACCUAUAUGAAAAAUAUUUCCAUUUCGCGUUGGGUGGUGUUUAUUCGUUGGUGAUCAGAGAACAUCGCGGUGAAAUUGCGUUUGUAAAGCUAUUCACGAUGUCGGACCCGAACUCUGUAAACAUUCUGUGGCAAAUUCCGCAAUACUUUCUGAUAUCCGUGGCGGAAAUCAUGUUCGGCGUUGCCGGAUUGGAGUUUUCCUUUACCCAGGCACCGAAAAGUAUGAAAACCGUCACGAUAGCGGGAUGGUACCUUUCUACUGCAGUCGGUAAUUUGUUUGUUAUAGUUAUAACGCAGUUGAACAUGUUUAAAAGUCAGGCUUACGAAUUUUUCAUGUUCGCCUUGCUGAUCGUCGCCGAUAUGGCCCUUUUCAUGGAAAUGGCGUCCAAAUACGAAUUCAGCGAGUUGGACGUAGAAAGUUCCGCGUUCAUUCUGAGAGACGGAAACCCGACGUUGGAGGCAGAAGACCGAGAAGAAGGCACCAGGGUGUCUUAA